CUCUCUCUCUCUGUCUGUCUCCCAAGAUUCAAUUCGAUUUCUGAGCUCUCUUUAUGGUCCCACCACACACCUUUUCAACAUUUUCCUUUUUGUAUUUUCUCGAGAAAAAUUUCUCUCUCCUCCCAAAACCCCUACUACCUCCCUCCGCUCCUCUCUCUCUCUCUCUCUCACAACGGCUUUAAUUUGAAUUGAAAUUCUCUCAUAGACGCGCACUUCUCUCUCUCUCCUUUUCUACCUUGUAUUAAUUACAUUGCACAGUACAGUACCUCACCACCACACCACUGCACAUUUCUUCAAUACACCUCUCUCCCUCUAUCUUAGGGUUUUCGUUCUCGCUUCGCGUUUCGCAAUGUCCUUUUGAGUUUUUCAGGUUCUGGACUCUGGAGUUCCUGUCCACUUCAUACCUUGUCGAAAGAAGGCAGGAAAUUAAAGUGCAAAACUAAAUUUGUUGUUGGGGUUAUUAUGCCUUAUAUUGGAAGAUUGGUCCUUAAAAAUAGUGAUCCACAUUCAUGGGCAUAUUUUGCUUCUAGAGUUAGCCACCGUAAUACCUGGAUGGCAUCUGGAAAUCCAUUUUUUGAUGAAAUGCGGAGCAAACCUGAGGUCAUUGAUCCUCCUCAAAGUGAAGACAUGUUGGAUGUUGGUGAAAAUGUGAAUGACCCAGCUGCUAUUUCUCUAAAACCUAAUUUAACUGUUUCUAGCAGUGUUCGUGAGCUAUUAGAGUGUCCUGUGUGCUUAAAUGCUAUGUACCCUCCUAUCCAUCAGUGUUCAAAUGGUCACACGUUGUGCUCUGGUUGCAAGCCCAGAGUGCACAACCGGUGCCCCACAUGCAGACAUGAACUUGGCAAUAUUAGAUGUCUUGCAUUGGAGAAGGUGGCUGCAUCUCUGGAACUUCCUUGUAAAUAUCAGAGUUUUGGGUGCUUGGGCAUAUACCCUUAUUACAGCAAACUUAAACAUGAAUCUCAAUGUGUCUAUAGACCCUAUAACUGUCCCUAUGCUGGAUCAGAAUGCACAGUCAUUGGUGAUAUACCCUAUCUGGUGGCCCACCUGAAAGAUGAUCACAAAGUUGACAUGCACAAUGGCAGCACCUUCAACCAUCGCUAUGUCAAAUCAAAUCCACAAGAGGUUGAAAAUGCCACAUGGAUGCUGACGGUCUUCAGUUGCUUUGGCCAAUACUUUUGUCUGCAUUUUGAAGCUUUCCAGCUCGGGAUGGCUCCUGUCUACAUAGCAUUCUUGCGAUUUAUGGGCGAUGAUAAUGAGGCAAAGAACUACAGUUACAGCCUAGAGGUUGGUGGAAAUGGGAGGAAGAUGACUUGGCAGGGGGUACCUAGAAGCGUUAGGGAUAGCCAUAGGAAGGUGCGUGACAGUUUUGACGGUCUCAUCAUCCAACGCAACAUGGCUCUCUUCUUCUCUGGGGGAGACCGGAAGGAAUUGAAGCUUAGAGUGACAGGUAGGAUUUGGAAAGAGCAGUGAUAAAGAAUUUCUGCAUUUAUCUUCUUUCCCGUUCUAUUCAACCUUAUAGUAAGUAGUUCUAUCCUUUUGAGUUUUUGAGUCUUCUGGUCAUGUAUUUUUUGGAAUGUAGGACGCAAACUCUCUUUGCUUGUCCAUGCAUUGAAUGUACAUGAGCAGGAAGGCAUACCUGUUAUCUGUAAUUACGAUGAUUAUCUAUUUGUAGAUGAAUUAGUCUGCUGCUGGUA
Molecule: messenger RNA, 1694 nt
Organism: Quercus robur (English oak)
Lineage: Eukaryota; Viridiplantae; Streptophyta; Magnoliopsida; Fagales; Fagaceae
Product: E3 ubiquitin-protein ligase DIS1
Exons: 6
Coding region: 463-1470 (335 amino acids)
Biological process (GO): ubiquitin-dependent protein catabolic process; multicellular organism development
Cellular component (GO): cytoplasm
Molecular function (GO): zinc ion binding; ubiquitin protein ligase activity; protein binding
Source: RefSeq, a predicted model, not a curated record